AUGCACGAAACCCCAUGCAAACCUACCACAAGGAAAAAAUCUAAUUUUCCCUCCUCCUCCUCCUCCUCUUCUUCAGGAGUGCUGGAAGCGGGUUCCCGGAAAUGGUUCUACGGCUCGGAGGACACGGGGCAGCCCUAUCUGGCGACGGAGGAACUGAACAUGACCGCCAUCUUGGAUUACACUGUCUCCUUGCCCUGCCGCGUCUUCAACCUCAGGGACAGGACGGUAUCAUGGAUUCGCUCCCGAGAUCUGACAGUACUGGCCGUGGAUAGACUCACCGUUACAACAGAUUCUAGGAUCAAAGUGAGUCAUGUCGAGGAGAGCGAGGACUGGAUUCUGGAAAUCAGGGGAGUGACCAAACGCGACCAGGGAACUUACGAGUGCCAGGUCAACACGCACCCGAAGAUCUCCACGAAGAUUCAUCUCAAGGUGUUGCCGCAACAAGAUCACACAUCUAUCCUUGAUAUUCCGAUUUCUGACACCGGAGUUGUGAACGACCACGAAGACGAGUCUGGCGUCGGGCACGAGCUGCGCGUGCGCGUGCUCGGGCAGCGUCGGUUGCUCGUGGCAGAAGGCGCACUUCUGCAGUUGGUGUGCGAGGCGACGGGACGCCAGCUGGCCCAGCGGCGUCACGAGGCGCCGCUCGUCACCUGGACACUCGAUGGGUUCCCCGUCACGUCGCAGUGGCCGCAGGACAAGGUGUUGGUGAGAGAAUCUUGGGCAGGCAUGAGCCUCGAGUCCGAACUGCAAGUCACGGGCGUGGCAUACGGUGACGGAGGGGUCUACGCCUGCAACAUCCCAGGGGCAUCGCCAGACCGCGUCACCGUGAGCAUAGUACCCACACACACAGUGGGAGUAACAUCCAAGUUAGCCGACUCAGGUUUUGAGGAAGAAGAAGAAAAAGAAGAAGAAACCGAAGACGACACAGGGUCAGUGGCAUCAGCAAGCCGGGCGGCAGUACUUAGCGGGGCUAUAAUUCUCGUUCUCCUGCUUAUUCAGGCAGCCCUUUGCGUCUUCUACAUCAAGAAAAUUUGAGUCCCCCCUUCAGAGGAGACAUUUGCGUUUUCUAUUUUGAAAGGACGUAUGUGCCGUUUUCUUUCUGGUCAUGGCGAAACAAAUCGAGCUUUCUUUCCUUGCCAAGGUGUGUUGCAAAAGAUUACAAGAAAAGUGAGAGAGAGAGAAAAGAGAAUGACUAUUUAUUUUUGUAUCUAAAGCUAUUGCGGGUCUUUGUGAUUCCGUUGGCAACGGGCGGAGGGAAAGAAGCAAGAUUUCGGGUUUCGCAAAUUUCGAAAAAAAAAGUUGCAGGCAAAAUUUUAGAAGAAAGGCACCUAGACGGAUUUCGUAAAUACCAUAAUUAUUUUCGUAGAGUUCCUUUCUUCUCUUACAGAAAGGGGAACUACGCAGGGUUCAAAUGUACUGCACUGAGUACGGUCUUCUACGACACGCCAGUGUUAUUUCGUUGUUAUUAUGCUUUAACAAUAUUGUUUUGACGACAUAGUGUCGAGAUUAUCCAAAUAAACAAAUAAAACCACUAUCUACAAGUGUUCAAGAUUAAUUAAGGUACUACGAUAUUUAUGUUCAUUAUAAAUGGCCAUAUCUUCAUUAGCAAUAACAAUUUUCCGAAACAAGGUUUGUCACAUACACACCAGUUUUAUUAGUAGCUGCAAUUAUAUCAUUAUAUUAACAUUAUUGUUAGUAUCUAAUGGUGUUACGAUACUUCAUCUUUAUGAUUAUUUAUUAUUGUUAUUAGUUGUUAUAAAAUCAUAAACAUGAUAAGUACCAUUAUUUAUAAUGAUUCAGAUAGCUAUAUAUAUAAAUUACGGUUUGCUAAUUUUGCAAUUGCCAUGUCUAGAUUUUUUAUCACGUACGAAUGGUUAUAUACUCAAAAUUUGGCCGAUCUUUGAAAGUAACUCAAAUCUUUAGGGAGUAGUUGUAGAAAACUUUUGGAUUUUCUUUUGUUAAAAGUUUUAUAAUUUUUACUAUGGAUUAUGAAGGCUUUGGUGAGAGCAUAGAUAGUUUUUACUUUUCUCACACAAAGAAAAUGAAAUGGCCAUUUGCCUUUUUACAGUAAAAGUCCUAGAUUUACAUUUAACCAGUUGUUACAGGUUAUAAUAAACGAAUGCAGAAAUUGCGGUCUGCAUCUUACCUCAGUUGCCUGACACAGAGAACACGUGCAACUUUUGUUUCCUUUACGAAAAUAUCCAUUUAGUUUAGAAGAAUCAGUUGCAUUUUCUUACAGCAUAAGUUACCUGUAUUUACUAAGCCCACUGUUCUUUUUUGCAGUAUGGACUGAACAUGCACUCACUGCAUUAGUAAUAUGUUAUGAUAUGAUGAUUUUAAUCCACAAUCUUAACUUCUUUAGAGCAGACAAAAUACAUUUGUAUUAUAAAAUGAAGACCAUAUGACAGCAAUGACAUGCACAGGCUUUCGGAAAGGACAAGAGCUUAUUUGAAGUAAAGGCAAUGUCCUGGCCAAAUGGGGUACGUUUCCAGAAAUUAGGCGGUACGGGCACUAUUCUAGAUUUUGAGUAAAAGAGCACUUGGGUUUCCUUGGUUUGGAUUAAAAGGGGGCACUUUCCUCUCGCAAAUUUCGAGGAGGGAGAAUUUUCGAGAUUAUGACUGAAGAGCCACUUUGCUUUCCCAGUUACUGACAAAAUUGGAACUUUCCCAGGUUUUGAAAAUUAAGGACUAGAUUUCUAGAUUAUGACCCAAGGCUACAUUAUUCUCAAAUUUUGUUGAAAAUGGCUUUUAAAAUAUGAUGAAACAAAACAAGGGCUCCAACACUGACCCCCCCCCCCCCCCUGUGCAUGUCUCCGUGGUGCAGCUUCUCGUUAAUCUAAAUAAAGUGUUCUCAUAUUUUUUGGUAGAUUUGUCGAAAAAAAAAAUCACUGAAACAUAUUUUGGAUUACGGUUCUUAUUGACGUAUGUAGCCCAUCGAAGGUUUGUGAAUCAAUAGUAUUAUUAUUACUAUUGUUAUUAUUCAUUCAUAUCCAUUUUUUUAGAGAUGAGAGAUAUUUUAUCGCAUCUCAAUGCUUUUGGGGGAAGGUCAAAUUCAUUUUUUUCUUGCAUAAGGUAACAUUUUUUGAUAAAGGUGAGCCAGGAUAUUGAAAAUUAUUUUGUCAUAAUUUUAGACCCAAAAGUGGCUACAAGGAACCUCAGGUAAACUAUCUGUUUGUUCAUAAAGUUCAGGUUAAUAAAUGUUCAAAUAUUUAACCAAGUUUUUUUCUAUUUUGAUUUUGUUGUAAUGCGUCACUCCAUUUCUGUGUCUGUUAUCAUCAUACCAGUUAGAAACACAGUAGCAAUUUCGAGAUGGUAUUGUUUUUGCAUCAUUUCAUUGUGGUCAUUAUCUAGAGGCAAUAAGUUUUGACUUUUUAACCAGAAGGGUUUUCACCAGCACUUUCAAACUCAGACAUUUGUGUGUAUUAUAUGUGUGUGUGAGUGUGUUUGUUUGUGUGUGUGUGUGUGCG
Penaeus indicus is the source of this 3466-nucleotide messenger RNA. RefSeq lists its product as uncharacterized. The coding region runs from base 1 to 1035 and encodes 344 amino acids. Lineage: Eukaryota; Metazoa; Arthropoda; Malacostraca; Decapoda; Penaeidae. Gene Ontology annotation, biological process: synapse organization. The transcript has 7 exons. Gene Ontology annotation, cellular component: neuron projection membrane. The record is from RefSeq and is a predicted model, not a curated record.